Molecule: messenger RNA, 2676 nt
Organism: Ogataea angusta
Lineage: Eukaryota; Fungi; Ascomycota; Pichiomycetes; Pichiales; Pichiaceae
Exons: 1
Coding region: 1-2676 (891 amino acids)
Biological process (GO): mRNA splicing, via spliceosome; spliceosomal tri-snRNP complex assembly
Cellular component (GO): U4/U6 x U5 tri-snRNP complex; catalytic step 2 spliceosome
Molecular function (GO): protein binding
Source: RefSeq, a predicted model, not a curated record
AUGGAGAGAAAAAGCUUCCUCGAUCAAGAGCCGCCGCCCGGGUAUAUUGCCGGUAUAGGCCGUGGAGCCACUGGAUUUACUACACAGGCUGAUCUGGGGAGCUCUCGACGGCUUCCUGCGGGCUCAUUCGCACCGGAGGACGACAACAACGAAGUCGACGAAGAGAGGUUUCUAGACGCAGACAACGACGACACUGGCCGGUUCGGUAGUGUCGGUGACGACGACGAUGACGCAGACCGGAUAUACGAUGAGAUUGAGGCCAAGCUUCAAAGGAAAAAGGCGAGGCCCAGAAAAAGAGCGUUGAAGGACGCUCUAGAGGACGAAAACAAGGUCCACGUCCAGGAAAUCAGUAUUGGCCAGUCCAUCCGCACAAUCGGGGAGGAGUUCAAGGAGUACAAGGAGAAACUCUCUGAGGUGUCCGCCGAGGACUGGCUGAAUCUCCCGGACUCUGGGGAUUUUACAAAACGGAAUAAAAGAGCACGCAAAGAGAUGCAGGAGCGCCAAAGAUUUUACAGAAACUCGGAUCUGGUGACCAGCGGGCUGCGUGAUGCGGGCAGCACAGGUGACAAGGCUCUUUUGGACGAGAAGGACGUGGACCUGACGGGGCUUUCUCUUGCCAAGGAGAAAGUGCUGGCUGGACAGCUGACCAGUCUUCAGGACGACAAGGCCGUGUCUGUAGACGCAGAGACUUAUUUGAGCCAGCUGCAAGAGGUUUCCGGUGAGAUCAGCACGGAAAUUGGAGACUAUCAUAAAACGCGGACGCUUUUCGCCAAGAUGCGAGAAACCAAUCCGUAUAAACCAGACGCAUGGAUAGCCAGUGCGCGGCUGGAGUACGAGGCGAAAAAGUAUAAGCGCGCGCGGGAACUGAUCCAGCAGGGCUGCGAGAAGUGUCCUAGGUCCGAGGAGGCGUGGCUGGUGAACAUCGAGAUGAACAAACAGGACGUUUCUGUGUGCAAGGUGAUCAUUGCCGAGGCUGUGCGAUACAACGCCAAGUCGGUGCGCUUGUGGCUCUGUGCUGCUUCUUUGGAAGCGGACAGUGUGUCCAAGAAGCGGAUUCUACGAAAAGCUCUCGAGUUCCUGCCACGGAGCAGCGAGCUGUGGCUGGAGGUGGUGAAGUAUGAGGACGACGAGACCAUGGCGCUGCGGAUGCUGCAGAAAGCGACAGAAUUGGUUCCUGGCAACGUUCCGUUGUGGCUUGAGUACGCAAAGCGCGGCAACACUAAGCAGAUCCUUGAGCAGGCUCUGGAAAAAGUCGACUCUGUCGAUGCGCACACUGUCUGGAUAGAAAUGGCCAAGGACGAGGAGCAGAGAACUGGCAACGAGGUUAAGAUUGGCCGCAUUGUUGAGUCUUGCUUUGAGCACACGUCUCUAGACAGAGAGACGUGGUUGGAUAUUGCGUCGCAGUGCGAGAAAGACGGGUUUUUGCUGGUAGCCAGAGCCAUUGUGUUCAACAGCAUGAAUUUGGGCGUUUCUGACGACGACAAGCUUGAUAUCUGGAAAGCGGAUGCUCUGGAAAGAUCGCCUGAGAUCUCCCGAUCGAUAUACAUGUUCAUCACGGCAAACUUUCCAGACGAUAUUGAGAGCUGGAUGGAUUUUAUCAAGAUGGAGAAAUCACUCAGACAACACGACCAGCUCUAUGUUGUCUAUGAGAUGGCCAGGCACGCAAACCCAAAAUACGAGCUGUUCUAUCUGAUGUAUGCUAAAGACAGGUGGAAAGAGGAUGGUGACGUUGAGAAAGCCAAGGAAAUCAUUGCAGAGGGGCUGGAGAUGAACCCAGAAUCCGAAGAUCUCUGGUUUGCGGCACUCAAGCUGCGGUCUGGAGAAGAGGCGAGACAGCUGUUUGUCAAGUGCAGAGAGCAGCUCGGCAAGAAGACAGCUCGGGUGUGGUACAAAAACGUCACUUUUGAGAGACAGGACGAGAAUCGGGCAGAGGCCAAGAAACUUGCCGAGCAGGGCAUCCAGCACCAUCCGAAAGAGUUCAAAUUGUACCUGCAAUGGGGCCAGAUUUUGGAGGAGGAAAAUGAGCUGGCAGCGGCUGCAGAAAUAUACCACAAAGGAACGCUGAUGUGUCCAAAUAGCCCGCUCCUCUGGGUCCAUCUCGUGCGAGCAUACGAAAAGCUAGGCAAUCUGAUCAAGGCGCGCUCGAUUCUGGACCAGGCGGUGAUUUCGAAUCCGUUCAGUGACCGGAUCCAGCUCGAACGUGUGCUGCUCGAAGAACGAGCACACAAUCGGUCUCAGGCCGAGCGCAUCCUGGCCACUGCUCUCAAAAAGCUUCCCAACUCUGCGCUGCUGUGGCGUCAAAACAUCCUGUAUGCCAAACAGUCGCACCGCAAAAACUUGUACACCACGGCUCUAAACUCCACUAACGACCACCCGAUGAUCAUUCUCACUAUUGCCAAAGAUAUGUGGCUUUCCGGCAAAGUUUCACGCGCGAAGCAGUUUUUCGACGCCUGCUACGAUAAAGACGCCGGUUAUGGCGACUAUUACAUCCAGUACUAUGCAUUUUUGAUGAAACAUGGCACGAAGGGUGAAAUUCAGGAGCUCGAGGCUCGCUUCAAGGAAAACGAUCCUCAUCUCGGCGAGGAGUGGUGUGCCUUGAUAAAAGACGUUCAUAGGAAGGACACCGACCUGGAAUUGUUGAGAAAGGCGGCGGAGAAGGCAGCAGGGAAGCAAUGA